GUCAUCAGGCACUGGCGGAGAGGGGUCCUUAGCGUGGCGCCGCCGCCCGCUCGCGCUUCUACGUGCCGGCGCAACGUACGUGCUGACGUUGUCGCUCGCUGGCGGGGGUCUCCGGCGCGGCGCGGCUGCUGCUGGCACCACUACUAUGGGGCUCCCUCCGGUGCGGCCGCGCUCCCUCUUCCUGACGGGCUUGGCCGCCGUUUAUCUCGCUGCCUUCGCCUCACUUUACGUUCAGAUUCCCGGGCUGUAUGGCAGAGCCGGGAUCCUGCCUGCCCGAAGGCUGCUCCGGCUCACUGGGAAGGGCUUCUGGGAGCAGCUGCGGGAUUUUCCCACCCUGCUCUGGCUCAGUCCCUACCUGGGUUUGGAUACUGAGCUGGGAAUGGAGCUGCUGUGCUUACUGGGAAUACUGAUGUCACUUGGAGCCAUGCUGUUGGAGCCACUAAGGGACUGCCUGCUCUUUGCCCUGCUCAGGAUGUGCUAUCUUUCCCUCUACCAGGUGGGACAGGUCUUUCUCUACUUCCAGUGGGACAGUCUCCUGCUGGAAACAGGGUUCCUGGCUGUGCUGGUGGCCCCCAUGCACCUGCUGAAGUGGAAGUCGACGAGCUGGCGUCCCCAUGACGGGGUCACCUUCUGGCUGGUGCGGUGGCUCCUCUUCCGUCUCAUGUUCUCCUCCGGGGUGGUGAAGCUGACCAGCCGCUGCCCCACCUGGUGGGGGCUCACUGCCCUCACCUACCACUACCAGUCGCAGUGCAUCCCCACCCCAGUGGCCUGGUUUGCCCACCAGCUGCCCAGCUGGUUCCAGAAGCUCAGUGUGGUGGCCACCUACGUCAUCGAGGUGCCCAUCCCCAUCCUCUUCUUUGCCCCCAUCCGACGCCUGCGCCUCUUUGCCUUCUACUGCCAGGUCCUGCUGCAGCUCCUCAUCAUCCUCACUGGCAACUACAACUUCUUCAACAUCCUUACUAUCACCUUGGCCUUCUCCUUGCUGGACCAGAAGCACCUGGGGGGCUUGGGGAGCACCAGCAAGAAGAAACAGAGUAAUGCUUGGCCCCCCAGCUUCUUCUCUUUCUUCUCCACCUUGCUGGAGCUGACCACCUAUGGUUGUCUCAUCUACUGGACCACCCAGUACUUUGGUCUGGAGAUCAACUGGGAGAAAAAGCUGCUGGACUCUAAAGUGGCUUUCACCUACCACGAGUUCACCACCUGGCUGGGGACAGUGACACUGCCACUGGUGGGACUUGGAUUCCUCUCCCUGUCCUGGGAGAUCCUCCUGGCCCUCUACAGGUCCCUCAGUGUCCAUGGGUGCUGCUGGAAGCUGUGGGCCACCCUCCAGUGGGGCAUCUUCACCUGUGCAACCCUGGGGAUCUUCGCUAUCAGCUUGGUGCCCUUCACCUCCAUCGACCCCCACUCGAGCCGGCAGCUGUGGCCCGGGCUGCGCCAGAUGUUCGGGGCGGUGGAGAGGUUCCAGGUGGCGGCGUCCUACGGCCUGUUCCGCAGGAUGACCGGCGUCGGGGGGCGGCCGGAGGUGGUGCUGGAGGGCAGCUACGACGGGCACAGCUGGACGGAGAUUGAGUUCCUGUACAAGCCAGGGAACCUCAGCAGAGCCCCCCCAGUGGUGGCCCCCCACCAGCCACGGCUGGACUGGCAGAUGUGGUUUGCAGCCUUGGACCACCACAGCUCCAGCCCCUGGUUCACCAGCUUCGUCCACCGCCUGCUGCAGGGCCAGGAGGACGUGGUGGCCCUGCUGGAGGGGGGGGGCUCCCAGUACCCCUUCCGUGCCCGCCCCCCCCGCUACCUCCGUGCCCAGCUCUACCGUUACUACUUCACCCCCCCCGGCAGCUUGGGGCUGUGGUGGCAGCGGCAGCUGGUGGGGGAGUUCUACCCCGCCGUGGCUUUGGGAGACCCCGUGCUGGAGAGCCUGCUGGAGCAGCUGGGGAUGAAGGAGCAGGUCCCCCCAAGAGCCGCUCCCAAGGCUCCCUUGCCGCAGCUGCUGCUGUUCCUGCGCCAGCUGUGCCGGUCUGUGCCAGCCCCUGUCCUGCUCUGGAGCCUCUAUCUGCUGCUGGCCUCCGCCCUGCUGCUGCGGGUGCUGCGGGCACCCUCGCGGGCAGGGGCGAGCACGGCCCCCCCCCGCCACAAAGGCCCCCCCAGGAGAGGGGGGGAGCCUGGCACAGCAGGGGGCGAGAGGAAUGGGCACAGGAACGGGCACAGGAAUGGGCAGCCCAGGAGGAGAGAGGAGGAGGAGAGGGCAGAGGGGCACGGGGACAGGCAAGGCGAUGGGCACGGGGACAGGCUGAGGGCAGCGAGGAGGAGGAAGUGAUCAUCUGAGGGUGCCAGCCUGGGCACCCCUCUGAAAUGCCAGCCCCUUGAGAUGCCAGCUUGGAGCCCCUCCUUGACAUGCCAGCCUAUGCACCCCCAAAAUGCCAGCUUGGGUCACACCAAGAUGCUAAUAAGGUUGCCAGGCAGAGAUGGGCACCCACCUCUGAGACACAAAACUGGGUGCCACUAAGAUGCCAGCCUGGGCACCCCCUUAAGACAAUAUGCUGGCUCCCCAUGAAAUGCCAACCUGGAUGUCCCUGAGGUGCUACCAGCAAGAUGCUGGCAUGGGCACCUUCCCUGAGAUGCUGAUCUGGUUCCCAUGAAGAUGUCAGCCUGGACCUUCUUGAGGGCACCCUGGAGAUUCCAGCCUGGCCACCCACCACUGAGAUGCCAACCCAGCUUCUACUAAGAUGCCAACUUGGACACCUCUAAAAGGCCAAACUGGACAUCUUCCCUGAACUGCCAACCAGGACC
Messenger RNA from Dryobates pubescens (Downy woodpecker), 2787 nucleotides. RefSeq names its product lipase maturation factor 2 (gene LMF2). Gene Ontology annotation, biological process: protein maturation. Lineage: Eukaryota; Metazoa; Chordata; Aves; Piciformes; Picidae. Gene Ontology annotation, cellular component: endoplasmic reticulum membrane. Bases 146 to 2314 code for a protein of 722 amino acids. The record is from RefSeq and is a predicted model, not a curated record. The transcript is spliced from 14 exons.